Apiotrichum porosum is the source of this 4956-nucleotide messenger RNA. RefSeq lists its product as uncharacterized. The record is from RefSeq and is a predicted model, not a curated record. Bases 1 to 4956 code for a protein of 1651 amino acids. Lineage: Eukaryota; Fungi; Basidiomycota; Tremellomycetes; Trichosporonales; Trichosporonaceae. The transcript is spliced from 4 exons.
AUGCUCCCCCUCGCCAUCUUCACGGCGAUACCCGCCGCCUGCCUCGUCGCCACGGCAGCCUACACCCUCCGCCCCGUACUCCCCACUGCAGCCCGCAAACUUCGCCUGUCCGCGCUCCUCCCGUCGCCGCGCCGCAACCUCCCCCGGGCCUUCUUCAACCUCCCAGCGCGCACCACCCCGCAGCUCACGUUACGCGCGCGCGUCCUCCUCGUCCUGGCGGCCAACGGCGCCGUAGCCGUGCUCGGCGCCGCGGCGUUCCUCGCAUCCGCCCACGACGCAGACAACAGCAGCAGCAGCAGAGGCGUGGCGGCGGCGCUGGCGCUCGCCGUCUCACCCGUCCCGUGGUCCGUGGGCGUGAUCGCCGUGCUGGCCAUCGCCCGCCGGCGGCCCAGCGUCAGUCCCAUCAGCGGCAAGGUCCUCGACUCGGGGCACGCAUCUAUGCUGGCCCUGGCCCUCCGUGCCGAGACGGUGCUGACGCGCGCGCUGCCGCUCACCCUCGCGCCGACGCUCGUGCUCGUGGCGCUGUGUGCCGCGCUGCCGCGCCACGCCGGCAUCGUCCUCCUCACGGGCACGGGCGCGGCGUCCGCGCUCGGCCUGGGCGGCACGAGCUAUGCGGCGUGGACGGCGGCGCGGGCCCGCCUCCGUCUCGUGAGCAGGCCCGGCACGCCGCUGUCGGACACCGGCAACAACAAGAACAGGACGAUGGAGGCGCACGGGUUCACGAUGGUCCCGCACGACUUGAGCGCGUCGGCCAACAUUGACUUUUCGGCCAGCCCUCGUACACCGGCCGUACCCACCAAGAAUACCCGUACACACUCUCACUCCCACUCGCACUCGCGCACGCUGUCGCGCACCGUCUCGGCGUCUCGCGCACACACGCGCGUCGUGUCCAAGGACUCGAUCCCGUUCAGCGUGUGGCACGGCCCAGACUAUGUCACCGAGGACGACCACACGCACAUGUAUGCCGACUGGUCAUACAACGAGCACGAGCACGACAACGACGAUGCCGCGCUCACUGCCGAGGCGGUCACGGCCGAGGCCUUCAGCGUCACUCCCGACGGCCUCACCGCCGAGGCAGUCACGGCCGAGACGAGCUGGGGCGCGCGGGACGACGACGCGCUGGACGACAUUGACCUGGACACGAAUUCAGACACGCGCAGCCGCGUCGGUUCGUUGCCACAUAUCUCCUACAAGACUCCCGGCGGCAAGCGCUGCUCGCGCGGCUCACGCACGUCGCGCACCUCGAAGCGCUCCUCGGACGGCACGCUGCAGUACGGCGAGCCCACGCCCGGCGGCCACGAUCACAGCUACAGCGUGAUUGCAAAGUAUUCGCCUGACCCGCAGCUGCCGCUCCCGCCACACGGGUUUGCUUCUCUGGCGAAUUUCCCCAGCUCACCAGCUGCGAGCGAGCUCGUCACGGGCGACGGUUCGGUGGACACGUCCAGCUCGAUGGAGGGCACGCACGAGGCCGUCGCUGGCGGCGGCCUGCCUCCGCCCCCGUCCCCGCCGUCGGGUGCGUUUCCCGAGUUCCCCCAGUUUAUCCCUCUCCCGCGCGAGGCCAAGACGUCGGACGGCACAGCAUACACCCUUAGGAGCUACCACGAGGCCAAGCACGAGGCGUACAACAACAACAACAACAACAACAACAACAACAACAACAACACGCUCAACAGUCUGCUGUCGUACCGCACACGCUACUCGGAGGCCGCCGGCGACCGCCACAACCACACGGUCAACUCGGUCAACACGCUCAUGACGUACCACACGCAGUCGGACUCUGUCGACCAGGCCCACUUUGCCACCCAGUCGUCGACGGCCACGCACGGGUCGUUCUGGCACGACCACGAGCCGAACCACUACACCGCCACGGAGCUGGGCCACGGGGCACACCCUCACCCGCUCCCACCACCUCCCCGGCCUGCUGGCCCCCGCCCCGUCUUCCACCGUGCACACACAAGCUGCCCUCCAGGUCCUGUGAACGCAAACGCGACGCGUAUCGGAACAACGCCGACGACAUUCAGCGCCGAGCCGCUCGGCGCCGGCGUUCAGCCCCUGCCGUCGCCGUCCACAUUCGCCGCCACCCCCACAUUCCCCGUGGCGUGGGACGAGGAGCAGCCACUCGAGAGCGAUUGGGUGGGCAUGGGCGAGGACAAGAGCGCCGACAUGAUCACCAGCGCCAUGGGCAGCGAGGCGCCGUGGGGCCGCGGCGACGCGUGGGCUGGCGUGCUGGCGAUUGUGUGCCUCUUGCUCUGCUAUGGACUCGACGUGCCGCUCCUCGUCCUCGGCAGCAGCGACGCCACAUUGGCGGCGUUCACAGCUGGUGUCUGCCUCCCUGCGCCUCUUCUCGCCGUCGCGGCGUGUCUCAUGGAUACCCGCAGCCAGAGCACUCCCGGCGACAAGCAGCACGCCCACCACGCGGCGCUUUCGUUCCCCUCGCAAGCGUCGCUGCCACAGUCGCUUCCCAGGCCGUCGCAGCGCACAGGCGGGAGCAACGACGCCGUCCUGCCCCUGUGGCACGCGCGGCAUGUGGGCGCGACAUGGGACGCCGCCAACAUGUCCAGUCCCAGCCCCAACACGAGCACGACGCACUGGGCCCCCGACAUGACCUCGGGCUCGGCGUACGCCGGCCUCGCAAACGGCCUCAUCACGGGGCUUCCGGGACGCACGGCCAUGUCCCUCCGCCGGCACACUGUGCACGUCACGGCCGCCAACGCCGUCCUGCGCGACAUGAACAGCGUGACCACGGCCGAGCUGUGGCUCCGCUCCGGCCAGGCGCGUGAGGGCGGGAGGUUUGCGCGCGCAGCCGAAAUGCUCAAGCCCGUCCCGGCGCUGUGUGUGCUCGGCGGAUCGACGGCGCCAGCACGCACCCACAAGUCGGCGGACAGGAGCGCAGGCAUCCUCGCGCGCCUGAGGGGCGGGGUCGUGUCCAUGCUCCCUCCUAGGCGCGGCGCGGCUCCAGCGCCACCUGUCUCUGUCCCCGUGCUCGACACCGAGAUCCCCGUCAUUGUCACCACGGGCGUGAGCCCCAAGUCGUCGCCUCACAAGUCGGAAAAGUCCCACCGCCGCGGCGGGAGUGGCGGUACCGAGUCGGACGCCGAGAUCCACGUCGCGACGCACGCGCGCCGGUCCCCGUCCCCGAGCUUCAUCUUCACCAAUGGCAACGGCAGCGGCAGCGGCCUACCCGAUCCCAACGCAAAGGAACAGCUGCGACUCGACUGGAUCAGCGGCGGCAUGCUGCGUCACGGCCUCGUGCCCGGCUUGAUCGUCGGCAGCGAUGUGGCAGUCGACCAGAUGCCCCUGUCCCAGUCGUCGCCAGUGGUGGCGCGGCCGUCCAACGACUCGAUGCCCGAUUUCCGUCCCAGCCUCGACGCGCUCGCGAGUGGCAGCACGCCGCCCAGUCGCCAGCGCGUGGUGGUGUCCUCUACGCCGCGCAGGGGCGCGCACAAGGUCGUCAAGUCGACGAGCACCACGCAAGGCACCCCGCAGAGCAUCACGGACUUUACGCAGCCGCGUGCGGUCGACUGCUCGACCCCGCGUGGCCAGGUCUCCGGGACCAGUGGCGGCGGCGGCGGAAAGCUCGACAUGGACUCGUCCAUCUACCGCAACGAGGGACUGGCGGCCGAGCAGAGCAUCAUCCGCAACGCGGCGCUCGCGCGCACGUACCUCGACGGCGGCAGCUACGACGACGCCGAGGCGUCCCGCCAGUGGUCAUCGUUGCGCAACAACUCGAGUUUCCUUCGUGACGUCCGUGCCGGCCAGUCGUUUGUGGCUACUGGCGGCCCACCCUCCAGUGCGUCGGGCCACUCGCCGUGCAGCUCGACAACCCACCUCGCCAUCCCUGCCAUUGCCCAGAGUCCACACACGCCGCCUACACGCCGUACCGUCACCCGCGCCGCCGCCCCGGCCGACUCGCCGGGCUUCCUCCUCCCGUCCCCUGGCGACGUGCGCAACGUCUCGUUCUGCUCAGACGUCAACGAGUCGGGUAUCGAGGAGAUGGAGGGUGUGCUGGCGCUCGACACGCCCGCGAGGGACGAGUACGUCCGGCGCCCCAGCGUCGGCUCGCUCCCGAAGAGCGUGCACAGCGGGCACAGCGCUCGCUCCCACCACACCCAUCACAGCCACCACAGCUCGGCGCCGUCCACGCCGCCCAGCGCGCGCCUCCCACCCAUCCCCAGCGACGUCCCGGCCCCUGCCUUCCCGCCUACAGCGCUCGUCCACGGCAACACCACCGCGCACACACACCCAGCUGUGGCUGCAUACAACACCAUGCCCCCGCACCCGGCCCUCGACAAGCUGUUCCGCGCCAGCGGCAUGAUGCACGCCGACUCGCCCGAUUCCGUCGCGUCGUCGUCGGCGUACACGAACGACAGCGAGCGCCGGUUCUCGCGCAAGCCCCUCGCGGCGCAGUUUGAGUUUGUCGAAAACUAUCUCUACACCCUCGGCAACGGCCGGAACAAGGACAAGGCCAAGGAAAAGGGCGGCGCCGCUCGCCCACGUCCACUCCCAGCCCCUCGUACCCACGCAGCCGACUCUGCCACACCCACCACACGCACUGGCCUGCGCCCGCUCGUCCUCGUCGAGCGCCAAGCGGGCGACAAGCGCAAGACGCAGGACCGCACCUCGGCCGAGCUCGACGUCGAGGUCGUGGCGGCGCGUGUGCGUCGUCCCCGCCUCUCCGAGCACAAUGACAGUACGAGGAGCGUCAACGUUGUCGUCAGUGGCCGGCCCUCGCUCGACGCCGCUUCCAACUCGCGCGCGAGCGUCAACAACCGCCAGGCUCCUGCUCCAGCUCCAGCUCCUCGCGGCGGCGCGCGUCCCAGCCUCCCCCGGUCCUCCCUCAGCACGUCUGCGGGCUCGGUCGGCCGCUCAAAGGGCUCGAUCGAGACGGUGGCCAAGCACGACUUUGAGUACCUGUACACCAGUUCCACCCCCAGACAGCUCCUGCAGCAUGCAUAG